This is a messenger RNA of Nelumbo nucifera (sacred lotus), 1268 nucleotides long. RefSeq names its product proteasome assembly chaperone. Gene Ontology annotation, biological process: proteasome assembly. The record is from RefSeq and is a predicted model, not a curated record. Lineage: Eukaryota; Viridiplantae; Streptophyta; Magnoliopsida; Proteales; Nelumbonaceae.
UGAAUACGAAGAUUCAAAACGGGGUUAUCCGAAUGUGAGAAUAUAGCAUAUAGGCUCCGACUUCGGAUCGGAGAUCCAUUUGCACCCAUAUUUCCCUCUCUCCGCCCACAGCCUCUCUCUGAGUCUCUGCCCCUCUCUCUCUCUCAGAGUCACAGCAAAAACAACAACCAGCACAUUACUAUAGAUUUAUAGAUUCAGACGUUGAGCUGCAUCACCGGACCUACAGAGAACUAAUUUGUGAACCCUAAACCCAGGCUGCAGGAACUCGGGAGGCCGCCAUUGCCAAAGCUUCGGAGUUCAAAGUUUUUGAUGCUGUUUUAAUUUAAGAAAAUACACGUCCCUGCAAAUCUUAGUUUUCCCAGCUUUGAAUUUUCCGUUUUUAUUUUGUGAGAGUAAUGGCUUCGGGGGAGUUGAAAGGACAUUUUGAUGUUGCGGUUGCCAAAGACUUAUCUGGAAAAGAAUCAACCAGUGCAGUUAGUACUGGUGACGGUGAUGGAAUACAGAUCACAUGUUUUACAGAAGAUCUUAAUGAUGUAACCUUCCAUUUUCAGAUCAUCCGGCUUGAGAAACAGAUAUAUGCAUGGAUUGGGUGCAACUCUGCCAAAUUGGGGCAUCUAUACGCUGCUGCACCUACUCGGCCUAACAAUGCUGUGAGUGUUGCUUCCAUACUUGGAGGGGCCUCUGAUAACACCGGAUCAAGCAUUGCUCGUCGAAUAGUACUGAAGACUGGUCUCAAUGUAAUCCUGGCCUGCAAUAUUCCCAAGAACAGCCCCAUGCUUGAGGCCGAUGCAGAGAGAAAGCUAAUGGAGAAGCUAAAAGAACUGGGUUAUACGAGAUCAAGAUCUCAAGGAUCAGUUCUUAGUAAUUCAUAGAUGGUAAAAGGCAUUUCCUUGCCAGAAAAGGAAUAGUGAAUGCAUCGCUGUAACAGCAUUUUGCAGAUGGUUUGUUUGCACUGAAAUUAGGUAGGUGACAGCCCUCAGAUAGGAAACCACAGGGAAGAAAACUCGUUAUUAACUAUUAAGGGAACACAUUUAACAGGAUGCUUGUGUUUCUAAAUCCAUAGGAUUUCUACGGACCUCACCUGAGAGGUUCUGAACACUGAAGUCGAAGGACAAUCUGAAUGCAAUGCAGUGUUUUAAAUCAGACUUGAUAGUUAGUCCGGGUUAGACCAAGCUGGAUCUGCAACUUCUGUUGAACCAGAAUCUUCAAAGAACCCUUGAGAACUGAUGAUUUGACCGCCAAAUAUUAUACAAACUAAUUUGGUUUGA